UGUGCAGUUAAGUAUAUACCAAAUUCAUUAAAAAAAUAUAGCUUUAUAAACCCAAAACACCCUUUUAUUAUUAUUAUUAUUUCACUCCCAUGGUUCUUCCUAUUGUAAUAGGCGUAUUCACCGGAGUGACCUUAUUUUACACCGCGCGGUUAAUUCCCCGAGUUCUCCAGCGGGUGGCCCUCAUGGAGUGUCCGCCCAUUACUUCCGCGGCGGCGGCUUCGGUUCGGAGGGCCCCCGCGCCCUAUCGGAUUUACGAAUACGGCUUUAAAAAGAAGAUGACGGAUAGGGAGGCGUAUCUUUUGUUGGGGUUUAGCGUGGAUGAUUCAAGACUACCUUACCCUCCCACUGAGGGGGAGGUGAAGAAACACUAUCGCGGGCUGAUAAAGGAGCUUCACUCGGAUGUCGGGGGGUCGACAUACAUCAUGAUGAAGCUGAACGAGGCUAAAGAUAUCCUCAUACAGCAAUAAUCUAGAGGCCUUGAUUAGAAAAACUCUCUACAGCAUUUGUGGGGAUUAAUGACUUUAUUUUUUUCAUGCUGUCUGUAAAGGUGUUUUUUCUUUUUAAUUCCUUGCCUUCACCCUUGAAUUAUUGCUAAUAUAAUGUUAUCAAACGUGGAAUAGCAUCAAGAAGUUAAAAAAAUGAGUUUUUUUUCCUGGAUGGUCUCUUAUUUGACUUCCUUCUCCUUUGCUG
This is a messenger RNA of Phytomonas sp. Hart1, 690 nucleotides long. NCBI's taxonomy places the organism in Eukaryota, Euglenozoa, Kinetoplastea, Trypanosomatida, Trypanosomatidae. The record is from the annotation of a GenBank genome assembly.